AUGGCCGGAAUGGAGUUUAACAACAUCAUUCUUCGUGGAGGAAAGCCCGGUGAGCGACAAAACAAGAUUUUACAAAGAUUGCAAACUCGGGAGAUCCUCGUUACCAGGUUUCUUCAGCCAAAUGUCUUACUGUUCUUCGUCUUUGUAUCAGACAAGCUGACUCAUCACUACGUUACUCGAGCUAAUCAUCAAAGAAGAAUGGAUCAUUUGGAACAAGAGAAACAAGAGCUCAAGGAAGAAGUUCCUAGGCUUACUGCUCUGAUGGAGUCUGUCAUUGCUGCUCAGAAUCAACCAUCUCCAACUCCUGCAACUCCUCAUCAAAGGACUGUCAUCUCUGAGGUCGUUUCAACAUCAGUGCCUGUAAUUCCUUCCAUCCAGUCUACACCAGCUAUGCGUACCAGAUUCCCGUGGGGAAUGCCUCCGAACUUUAUGCUUGAAGUACCAGUUCAACAACAACAACAACAACAAUGUACCCAUAACAAUCAUAACUACAAUAACAAUCAACAUAAUAAUUUUGAGAGGAAGAAGGGGGAGCCUAGCCAUGAUAUGGAAAAUUUCUACCAAUUGAAGUACGAGGUCCAUAAGUUGAUCAAGAGUGUUAUGGUUUCCUUUGAGGAUCGUGCGCCAAAUGUUAAAGCUAAUCCAUUGCCAGUUCAUGGCAAUUCUUCUGUGGAUAUGGUAUAUCGCUGUCCUGGUAAUUUCAGGGUGUUUGGUGUUCGUCGUAUUCAAAGGUCUUUGGUAGAGAUGCAUAGAACCAUAUGUUUCGUCAGUGAUUGUGAACAUGACCAUGAUGGUUGUGUUAUCUACAGUGUUAAUCCACGAGGGUGUAUGAUUGUCAAGAGCGACAUUCAGAAAUUGAUAGAUGAAGGUGUUAUUCAGAUUAUUCAUCCCAGAGAUAUGGGUAAUGAUGUGAAUGUUAUUGUGCCAGGUCCAGUCCCGUAUGCAUUCGAUAAAGUUGUACCUUAUAAGUAUAAUGCUACUAUAAUUGAGAAUGGGCAAGAGGUUCAUCUUCCCGCAGCAAAUUCAGUAGUGAGUGUUCCAUAUGUUGUUAAAGUGACCCAUAACGGUCGUGUAUUUGGCCCAGUACCUCCAAAGGUUGUGGAGGAUGUUGUGAAGAGUGAGUUUAAUAUUUUGGAGCAACUUCUCCAAACUCCAUCAAAGAUCUCUGUCUUGUCUUUGCUGAUGAACUCUGAGGCACAUCGAGAGGCGUUGCAGAAGGUGCUUGAGCAAGCAUAUGGUGAGCAAGAUGUCACAGUGGAUCAAUUUGAUCAUAUCAUCGCUAGUAUCACUUCAUGUAACAAUUUGAGCUUUUGUGAUGAAGAGCUUCAUGGGGAAGACAAAAAUCAUAACCUGUCCCUCCAUAUAUCCAUAAAUUGUAAAGAAGAUUCUUUGUCAAAUGUUUUGGUAGACACCGGUUCGUCAUUGAAUUUGCUACCCAAAUCCACUUUGGCAAGGUUGUCUUAUCAGGGCGCACCCAUGAGGUACAACAGUGUGGUGGUGAAAGCGUUCGACGGUUCUCGUAAAAAUGUCAUCGGAGAAGUGAACCUUCUAGUUAAAAUAGGCCCGAGUGAGUUCCAGAUUACUUUUCAAGUAAUGGACAUUCACCCGACCUACAACUGUUUACUGGGAAGGACGUGGAUUCACGAAGCUGGUGACGUCACGUCGACUUUGCAUCAGAAACUUAAAUUUGUUAAGAAUGGAAAAUUGGUUGUUGUGGGAGGAGAGAAAGCAUUGUUGGCAAGCCAUUUAUCUUCCUUCAGUUAUGUCAAAGUUGAAGAAGAACUUAGAACUCUGUUCCAAGCUUUAUCUAUAGUUGAUGAAGUUCAGAAUACUGGGGCAUCCAUGUCUUAUCUAAAAGAUGCAAAAGAAGUUGUUCAAGUUGGUGGCAUUGACAAGUGGGGUCGUGUCGUAUAA
Lathyrus oleraceus (garden pea) is the source of this 1914-nucleotide messenger RNA. RefSeq lists its product as uncharacterized. The transcript has 6 exons. Gene Ontology annotation, molecular function: aspartic-type endopeptidase activity. The record is from RefSeq and is a predicted model, not a curated record. Gene Ontology annotation, biological process: proteolysis. Bases 1 to 1914 code for a protein of 637 amino acids. Lineage: Eukaryota; Viridiplantae; Streptophyta; Magnoliopsida; Fabales; Fabaceae.